GGCCGCUAGAACUUUACAGAGUACGGCAAAAUCGCAACCAGGCCUAAAUUUACAAUUGACUUGCUCCAGGGUGCUCUGCACUAUCUAGUAGACUAGAACUAGACCAAUCUCCAUCUCCCCACGGGUCUGCCGUUCUCCUCAUACUUUUCGGUAGGCAGAGUCAGGAUAAAUCGGGUAAUAGAAACAAAAGAAUGUGAAUGGCUUCCAGGUAACAUGGCCGGGGAUUGAGGGCUGAAUGGAGCGGAGCGCCCACCCUGCCGGCAGCCUACUACACCGGGCUUGCAGCGACUGACUGGUGGUUGGCAAAAGUAUGGUACAGUAACUAUGGGAUGCGAGUGAGAAAGAGUUCAUUCGAAAUGGCUGCGGCACGCCAAUUGACCGGUGUCCCAGCCCUCCCUGUCUACAAUUACAGUAGCAUGGUUGGAGUGAUUAGAGGUUGGAUGCGCAGUCCAAUCCAAAUUUGAUCCCAUCCGAACCGAACGAUGCAACAAAAUCCGUGACUUGGCUUGUCGAUGGGGGGAGGAGACAUUUUGUUUUUUUUUUCUCUCUCUUGAGGUAGCCCACGCACUUCUGGUCUUGUCUAAAGCAUUCACGCUCUAGGAUUUUCACACUACACAAUGAUCAGUUAAUUCAUCAACCAAAGAAAACUGCGUCUGUUUUAUUUGGCCACUUUUGUUUUGGACGUGCUUGCUGUUGCCCUUUUCACCCUCGCGUCACCCUGUGCACCUUCCUCUAAUAAACGACACACCGACGUCGAGACGGGCUCCCUCCUUGGACGCUACUCGAGGGGGGUUUUUUUUUUCUCUCCCUCUAUUAUUUUUUCUCUGUUUUUAGGCCGGUGGCUCCCGCAGUCCCGCACCGAAAAGACCCCAAGCGGCCACAGCAAACCCAGUGCAAUCCGACGCCAUUCAUAGGACAGUGCCUUUACUCACCACCUCACUGCUCCUCACAUCUCGACGCCCUGAGAACCCGCACCUUCAACCUUUACUUGCACAUCCACCUACACAACCUGUCUACACAAAAGUCGACCACCUACGAAGCCCCGUCUUACGGUUGCACGGCAAUCGACUGCCCAAAGAGCCUUUGCUGGCUGCAGAAGAAUGUCGACUCCAACAACUGCAACUGCGACUCACCCUCAAAGCCACUAUCACUACGGCGCUCCGUUCUCCCACCCGCAUCAGCACCAACAGUACCAUUCGACCUCGACGGGCCAGUACGUUUUGCCUGCCCCAACAGCAACGACACGGUUGCCGCCUAUAAAGAACAUACACGCUCCUAAAUCAGCCAACGGCCACGCGAGCCCACAUGGGCCGCCGGUGACCCUAUCUUCGGGAACAUCGGCCACAAUUUCUACAUCUCGCUCCGAGUACACAUCAACGGUGAUGCCCUCAACUACAACGACUGCUACAAUUACAAGACCUGAAGCAAUGGACGCCGCAGGUCCGCGAAAAAGGAGGCGUUCAAAGGGUCCCGACUGGGAUAACUUCUACAAGAAUGGACUACCUCGGGAGGUCAUCGUCAUUGACGACGACUCAGAGCCUGAAGUCCUGUUACAGUCGACCGCCCCCGGUUCAUCACGCACAAUAAUUAAUGGCCACGCUACCCGUGCAAACGGCAACGGCCACACACAUACGAAUGGUGCACCCGCCAACUCCAGGAGUCAGCAUACCGCCAAGAGGAGACGGCGAGACGGCGAGCCAUCGGCUCACUACGACCCGGUUCAUAACCGAGUUGUUGGUUCGCAUACAAACACCCCAACUUCGACAAUAUCGAGCGAUCGCACAACCUCAGCUAUCGCCACCACGGCUCCGACUUCCCUAGGAUCUAGUUCCUCAAAUGGGCAUUACGAAGAUGCAAACGCUGGCCAAAAGCGUAAGAGGACAACGCGACAGCAGGCGGGUCAGGCGAAGAGAAGAGAGGCUGCUCUGUACGGCGAUGCUGCCUACACUAACUACCAACCUCCGGCGAAACCCAUAAAGAAGGCCCCUGAGGUCAGCGUCAGAGUCGUGCACGAUCCCAACCUGAAGAACCUCAAGGUUGACGACGAAGACGGACACUACAUUGUUGUACCCGAUGCAGAACUCACAGAAGACUAUCAAAUGAUCAAACUUCUAGGCCAAGGAACGUUUGGCAAGGUAGUUCAAGCCAGGGAUCGCAGGAGAAAUGAACUUGUGGCCAUCAAAAUCAUCAGAUCGGUCCAGAAGUACCGAGAUGCCUCGAGGAUUGAGCUGCGGGUAUUGCAGACACUGAAACUAAACGACCAAGAAAAUCGGAAUCGAUGCAUCCAUCUCCGAGACACCUUCGACUUCCGCGGCCACAUCUGCAUAGUCAUGGACCUUCUAGGCCAGAGCGUCUUUGACUUUUUGAAGAGCAACCAGUUUACGCCUUUUCCUAACAGUCAAAUCCAAAGCUUUGCUCGACAGCUGUUCACCAGUGUGGCUUUCCUUCAUGAUCUCAACCUCAUACACACAGAUCUUAAACCCGAAAACAUCCUGUUGGCUGAUGCGACUUACCAGACGUUCACGUACAACCGCAAAAUUCCAAGCUCAUCAACGACAGUUGGCAGGACUGCAACCCAGCGCAAAGUUCUUCUGGACACAGAGAUCAGGUUGAUUGACUUUGGGUCUGCCACAUUCCAGGACGAGUACCACUCAUCAGUGGUGUCCACAAGGCAUUACAGGGCUCCUGAGAUCAUUUUGGGCCUUGGCUGGUCAUUCCCUUGCGACAUAUGGAGCAUAGGUUGCAUUCUUGUCGAAUUCUUUACUGGUGACGCUUUGUUCCAGACACACGAUAAUCUCGAGCAUCUGGCCAUGAUGGAGGCCGUUGUCGACCGCAAAAUCGACACACACCUGGUCCAGCAGGUUCAUCGCAACACAAGAAGCGGACCUAACCCAGCGACCAAAUACUUCAAACGAUCCCGUCUUGACUUCCCCUCGGUUGAUACGCAACGAGCCUCGAAAAAAUAUGUGAAGGCUAUGAAGAAGCUUCCAGAUAUCAUUCCAUGUCAGAACACAUUUAUGAAACAAUUCCUCGAUCUCUUGACCAAAAUAUUCGUAUACGACCCAGCUCGCCGUAUCACGGCCAAGGAAGCCCUGCAACACCCUUGGUUUAGGGAGGUUGCACACCCAGAUGACGGUUCCGAAGCGGCCAGGAUCCGGGCUGAGAGAAUGAGCAAAAACGAGCUCCACACGAGGCAAGCCGAGCGACAAGAUUAACUGUGGAGGUAAUCCGAGGCUACGAACUCAUGGAAGAGGAUCAGUAUAGGCUACUUUUCUUUUCACAGUAGAGAUAAAUUGCUCUAAAGACUUUGGCAACUUUGUCACGUUGUGUAUAAGGGAAGCACGUCCAGAGGCGAUGGAUCACUGUUGGCAAGCCCCUAAUCUUGCUCUGUUUUGUGCUCCUCUGGGUUGGAAGAUGAAGGACAACAAAAACUUAGGAUUUUUUUUUUAUUUUUUUCUUGGCGGGUUUCUUUGCUUGUUUGCGGGCGUGCCUGAAAUGUGACCGCAAUCGGUGGAGUUGUUUGGGGACUGGUUUUCUUGUUAUUUUUCUUGGGAAUACAGUCUUGUUAACUAUGGAGUAAAGGUGAAUGGCAGGAGAAAUUGGGUUAUUCAUCAGCAAAGCGGCGGGAAUCCACCUAACUAGGGAUUCUCUUAGCUCUAGGCCAACAUUGUCAGCCAUGUCGAUACGAGACCGAGCGCUCAUUCAGCGAAGGCAUAUACUACUACAUCAUAAACCCAGACCAUCCAUCACUCUUUGAACUUUCAAGAAUUCCAAGACAGACAUCACCAAGCCAUCCGAUCAAGGGUCAUGGCGAAGGAAUUAGCUGUGAUGGAUGGCCGAUUUGCCUUGCCCAACUUAUUCGUGCUUCAUUGCAACUAUCCCCGAGUGCUCUAGGGAAAACGCCAACAGUUGGUUCGUUUUCAGCAGGGCAGAUCACCCAACACCACCGUAUGCAAAAGCUCUGAGCAAGCUUCGAGACCGGUGUUCGGGCAUGCCAAGGUUGCAGGAAAUCGCCAGCAAUGAUAUAACGUUAACAUACAGGUCCCGAUAGGAUACUGCGGCUGCCGUGGAUUUGUCGACAAAGAACGGAGACACAAUGCCUUUCAUCUGUGACUCUGAAGAAGACCAAAGGCCGGUCGCUUUGGACAAAGAUGAAGUUGAUCUUUGUCUCGGCAUGUAGUCCAGGUCCAGAAGACGAAGACAAAGCAAACACCCACAAGUUGCAAAAGCUUUUAAGGCAGUGCGAUAGAACCACCAAGCUCCAUAGCGACAAUAUGUUAUGAACAUUUUACAAUCGGAAAAAGAGUGUUAGUGUGAAAGACAUACCGCAUAUCAAUACACACAUACAUACACAUACCCAUUUACACCUAUAUAUACGGGCAUCCCCGAAGACAUCGAAGCACCUGGGCAUUGUCUUGUGCAGUCUAUACCCG
Pyricularia oryzae 70-15 is the source of this 4433-nucleotide messenger RNA. RefSeq names its product CMGC/CLK protein kinase. Gene Ontology annotation, biological process: protein phosphorylation. The transcript is spliced from 6 exons. Lineage: Eukaryota; Fungi; Ascomycota; Sordariomycetes; Magnaporthales; Pyriculariaceae. Gene Ontology annotation, molecular function: ATP binding; protein kinase activity. The coding region runs from base 1101 to 3215 and encodes 704 amino acids. The record is from RefSeq and is a predicted model, not a curated record. Gene Ontology annotation, cellular component: nucleus.